This is a messenger RNA of Oreochromis niloticus (Nile tilapia), 1738 nucleotides long. RefSeq lists its product as uncharacterized. The record is from RefSeq and is a predicted model, not a curated record. NCBI's taxonomy places the organism in Eukaryota, Metazoa, Chordata, Actinopteri, Cichliformes, Cichlidae. The coding region runs from base 59 to 880 and encodes 273 amino acids. The transcript is spliced from 3 exons.
AAAGCUAUAUGUGGAAGAAAACCGUGACCUAGGACAAGCUGAUGGCAUAAGAUACAAAAUGAGUGGAAGAGGAGAUGGAUCACACAAUAACCGUAAUGGCCAACAGGUUAACCCAGAAAAUCUUCCAAGUGGAGAUCAGGAACCAGCUUAUGAACCUCAUGGUGGACGCCUUGGCUUACUGAACAGUCUUUUUCUUGCUCUCUAUAAUACUUUUUGGAGGAUGAAUGAAAUAUUAGGUGUAUUAUAUGCAUCAGAUGAUGACCUUGGCAUUGACUUUGACAAUGUCAACAAUGUAAACAUUCCCAAUAUUAAUGUAAGGGACAAUAAUGCCAAUGAACUGCAUGAUGAUCAAAAUGCUGUUAUUGUUGGCAUUGAAAAUGAGGAUUCUGAUGAGGCAUUUGAAGACUGUGAGGAUGUUCACCAGUACAUCCCAGAAGAGGACCCUCAGCCAGGUGUGUCCAGGAGGAGGUCUAGAGAGAUGGAUGAAGAAGAUGUGGAACCAAGCAAAAGAAUCAGAUGGAGCGAGGAGUUUUCUGAUGACGACUCUGACUUCAUCUCUGCUUGUGACACUGAUAGCGAGGGCUGUCCUCAUGUUGGUAAUAUUGCUGAUGAGGACAUCAAAGAACCGCUGCCUGGUGGAUCCACAAAAAGAUCCAGAGAGGAAGAUGUAGAUGAAGAAGAGCAUAAUGGCAAAAAAUCCAGGCUUUCAAACAGUAGUGAUGAACUUUUUGAAGAUGCACUUGAAGAGCUUGACAACCAUGAAGCUGGAGGCUCGAGGAAGCGGUCCAGAGACGAUUUUGAGGAAGAAGAGGAAUACGUGCGUGUUUGCAAAUUUCGGAGGAGUUCAAAUGAGUCCACCAGCACCAGUGAUGACAACUAACACUAUUUCGACGGGUUUUUUCAGUAUCCUUUUAGUAGGCUGAUGGCCUACUCAGCUGACUCUGAAUCCUCCUCCUAUUGUUAUGCUGCAAUAAGCUGGGCAUACACUGUGCGAUUUUUUUUUCAGUUGCAUUAUUCAGCUACUGCUCAAACUGCACGAUUGACUCGCAGGGGUUCGUAGGUCACGAUGCAGGGUCUCACGCUAUACGGCCCGAUGCUCUGUGCGACCUGAGUGCUCACACUGUGCGUCCAUAGCAUGAAGGUUAUAACACAAAAUUGUACACUAUUUUCACAGUUGUUGCGGUCGUGAUCAUUUUGUGAGGCCACAUCGAAAAGGCUCGGAUGAGCUUGCCAAAGUUCUACAAGUUGUGCCUCCAUCGCUCGUGUCCUGAUCGCGCGCUGCACUGCCGUGCUGCUCCGUCUUUUCACUUUCAUUUCUGUGUUUGUGCGUGCGCAGUGUGAGACGCUGCGUUGACACCCUCACAACGGCCGACAGGAUUUCAAACAGGUUUGAUUUUCUGACGACCAAACGAUUGAUGAUCGGGAGCUGGUCGUGAGGUGUUAAUCGCUUCUCGUUAUCCGAUGUAUACGAUGCACGACACGCGAUUAAGGCCAAACUCGGGCCAAUCCCCAAAACGGUCGCACAACUGAAAAAUUGGCUCAAAAUGGGCCAAAAAUCGCACAGUGUAUGCCCAGCAUUUUUUCCUUUUCACUCACCUUCUUCACCCACUGGUUUUUAAUCUCUGUCUCUCUUCCACAGCACGUCUUUAUCCUGUUUUCCUUGCCCCUCCCCAACCGGUCGCAGCAGAUGGCCGCCCCUCCCUGAGCCUGGUUCUGCUGGAGGUUUCUUCCUGUUAAA